Molecule: messenger RNA, 2205 nt
Organism: Exophiala bonariae
Lineage: Eukaryota; Fungi; Ascomycota; Eurotiomycetes; Chaetothyriales; Herpotrichiellaceae
Exons: 2
Coding region: 1-2205 (734 amino acids)
Source: RefSeq, a predicted model, not a curated record
AUGGGUAAGCAUGAAAGCGUGUUCAUGCGCAACGGAGACGAUUACUGCGUGACGAACGAUCUCUGCAUCGGCAGUGCCAAAAUCCCAGAUACGAUGGUCUUUUCUCGUGGACAACUCAGUCUUGAUACUCCUGGCCCUCCAGUUUUGACGAUUGUUCAGAUUCGCAGACGGAAGCCCUUUGAUGCAUGUAUGCAUGUGGAAACCAAGGAUGAUCUGCCACCCUUACCUCCCCCACCCCGUUCACGACCUCGGAGGAUUGAUCCAGCAGUCGAUGUAGAAGCACCCCAUGCCAACACAAAUACGGCGCUUAACGACGAAGAUGAUAUCGAUCACUUGGCUAGCGCGCCGACAUACACCCAAGGUUUGGAGCAGAACUUCGAGAUUCACGAAGAGACGGAGUUCUUCGAACGAAGUCUUGUGACUGCGGAGCUGAGGGUUGUUGCCAGGCUGUGGGGCUGGACACCACAGAGCACGACACUGACGGGACUCGACACCGUGAGUGUUUCGCCGAAUGGCCAACGGAUUGCAAUCUCACAGUGGGACCGUGUGCUCGUUUAUGCACUUGACCCUGUGGCACUAUGUGAACGACCAUUUGACUUUGAUCUCGAUGCUGCUGAUAGCAACGACGGAAGCUCUUCUGCGGCUGGAACUGACUGGGGCACCACCAGCGAUAGUGGUAGCGAAUCUGGGGAUGACGGUGACGCAAACAGCAACCAAGGGUUGGGCGUGCAAGUUGGUCCACUCCCACCAGCAGCAUCCACGAACAGCGAUCAUGCCCCCCCUCUCAAUGACCACUCCGCCUUCAGCAGUGGCUUGAGCAACAAUAACAUCUCCAACGACGACGCAGAUGCAGGCGAUAAUGUACACAUCGUUCAGUCUGUACAGCCAACAUCCAACUCUGAAAACAUAGUCGCUCCUCCCACUUCCACUCAAGGGCUACCACCACCCGAACCGAUUUCACCAGCAGUACCCGAACCACCAUCAUCGGCGUUUCCUCAGCCAGCUGCACCAAGUAGUCCCAAGAGCAGUGCUUCAACGUCACGAGCGAGCUCACAAAGCACAACAGCUUCAGCACGGCUCUUGAAGUUCUACCCCAAUACGCAUGAUGGAUUUCUGGGCAGGCGGGUAGUAGAACUGCGGCCCAUUGUGUUGAAGAUGGGACACGGUGCAGUGGUCAAAAAGAUGAUUUGGAGCGAGAACUCGACCUCAAGCGAUGCAGAGGGAGUGGAGGAGGGUGAGAUGGAGACUGAGACCGGGAAUGAAGGCCGAGUAAAGAAGGAAGAGGCCAGCGAUGAAGCCGCAGCACUGGAGGACAGUGACAGACAGCUCAAAGAGACGGAUGCUGAGGCAGAUUUCGUGGAAGCAGGACAAGAUGGUAGCUCAAACACGGAUCCUCCACCGUUACCUUCCAGCAACGACUCGGCAGAGUCUGAAGGGAGCGACACGCACUCCAUCGGUGCCCGAAACAUAAGCCAACAGUACACCUCCUCAACCUUCAUCGCCACAAAUGCCAAAGCCACGACGAGAAAGAAUAUACCCGCCACAUCAUCAACAACCAACGCCACUACCAUUCCAGAAGUAGGCUCGUCUAGCGGACUCACGCCUGAGUCGCGACUACAGAUAUCGGACUCGGAGCUUAAACACCAGAUCAGAUUCGUGAAGCGGCCGCCAGAAUACACGAUGGCAUUGAACAGCGAGAUCAUCGAUCUCGACAUCAAGGUCAGACGCAAGACGGAUGGCGGCGGCGGCGACGACCACGCAACGUUCUUAGCUGAUGAUGGAACACAUAACGACGACAGUGGAGAUGAGAAAAGAAAAGGAACUGAGCGAGAUGCCGAUACAGCACAAGACGAUGCAACCUCAACGUCAAAUCCAGAUUCAGAUUUAGCCAAUAAACACGACGAUGACAAUGAUGACAAUAAUGAUAAAGCCGAACCGACCAACAGGCCAGCGAGCCCUUCACACUCAACUGCAACCGCAGCAGCGGCCUCGUCAUCGUCGUCAACGCAACACCCAGCAUCAGCGGCCAGCUCGACGACCGAGCGGCCCAGGCCGAGAGCGAAGCGGCGGAGGCGGAAGAAGGCCAUGGAGAACGAACUGGUUGUGCUGACGGACCGCGACGUCCAGGUCUGGGACCUGGGUGUCUGGGGGACCGGGAAGCGCGUCGAGAGUGAAUUGAAAUUCCAGAGGGCUGAGUCGUGGUAA